Molecule: messenger RNA, 939 nt
Organism: Durusdinium trenchii
Lineage: Eukaryota; Dinophyceae; Suessiales; Symbiodiniaceae
Source: the annotation of a GenBank genome assembly
AGUUCUAAUGAAAGUAGCCAACAUAAGGUGCUUGCCGAUCGAAAGUGUGCAGAUCCCCCAACCCUUCAGUCACAUAUUUCAAAAGCAUGGGCUGAUCAUGCAUUACAGAAACCAACGGCCGCACACAUGCUUGCUCAAGAGAUGUUCUGAUUUACAUAAAGAACAUCAGUCCCGCACUGGAAGAAAAAGUGCCCGCACAAUCUUCAUAGGGUAGAGGGCAGACAAGCAAUUCUUUGUGCUGUGGAGCUUGCCAAGAGAACCGUGUGAGUUGUCACAGCUGAGGACAUCGUGAAUUUCAACACAGCCUUGUGAGUGGUAAAGUGGCGCCAUGCUGUUGGCCUUCUGAACACCAAUGAAGAGUGCAGCUGUGGCUUCUUGAUAGAAAAUGACAAAGGGAUUAAAGUGUUGCAUGCGCCAGGCGUUAACAAAGGUUUUGACAGUGAGGAAUUGGGCUUAUCACUGACUUUGCUGAGGUUUUUCGAUGUAAUCAGCCAUAACAGCGCGGUUUACUCCCUACAGGGGGCUCUCUGGCAAAAAGCACUUGCUUCAUUCAGCACCUGCCAGUCUCUUGUGCCAAGUCCUGUGACCUACGGAACCAUCAUGAAGGUCUUGGAGGACGGGGUGACGAAUCUGAUGGUGUCCUCUUUCUAUCGGUUGAUGGCCCCAAAUUACUUGCAGCCUUUGCUGGAAACUCGGAGCCUGAAGUCCAAUGAUGUCAUUUGGGGCAGCCUUUUUGCAGCUUGUGAGACACAGGCUGCCUUGUGGGAAGUGGCCAUGCAGAUAGCCCCGCUGCAAGUGGUAUCAUCAAGCAGCAGAAUGGAUCAGAUACAAGUGAUGCCCAACGAGAUCAGAUACACCGGAGUUUGGGUGCUUGUGAAGAUUCCGAUGAUAGAGAUCGCCCUCAUCAGCAAACGAGCAGCGAUGCGUUGCUCCAGAUGA